Messenger RNA from Coregonus clupeaformis (lake whitefish), 1853 nucleotides. Its product is annotated as dehydrodolichyl diphosphate synthase complex subunit nus1-like. The transcript is spliced from 5 exons. Gene Ontology annotation, cellular component: dehydrodolichyl diphosphate synthase complex; endoplasmic reticulum membrane. Lineage: Eukaryota; Metazoa; Chordata; Actinopteri; Salmoniformes; Salmonidae. The coding region runs from base 316 to 1161 and encodes 281 amino acids. The record is from RefSeq and is a predicted model, not a curated record. Gene Ontology annotation, molecular function: ditrans,polycis-polyprenyl diphosphate synthase [(2E,6E)-farnesyl diphosphate specific] activity.
AUCCCGCAUAGUAGGUGGUGGGAUGCACAUUCAAUUGUGUGAUCGCCAAUAUUCCAUAGAAGAAGAAAAGAACAACCCUACGUAGCUCUCGCGUGAUUUCAUGUUUGCUGAAUCGUCCAAUCAGUGAGCUACGUGUAUCCUCCGGGUUCAGAGUGUAAAGGUUGGAUGAAGAUGGCAGCCGGCAAGCUGAGGUGUUGGCAUUAAGCUAAAUGACUCACAGGAGUAGAUUAGUGUGUAUCCAUCAUAACUAGACUUGAAAUGCAAAGCUCGAUACAUACCUGAUCAUUAUAACAUUUCGUCAAGAAGGGCGGCAUAAUGGCAAUCGUUUACGAGUUCGUGUGGCGGGUUCUGCAUGUCCUUCUCCACAUUCAUAGAACGCUUAUCACUUGGUUCCGAAUCCGUCUUCGGAAUUGGAAUGGGCAACUGUGGUCACGAGCCUUAACAGCGCUUCUUGUGCCGAUAGCUCUCUCGUUUCCUAACCAAAAAAAGCUAGUUCUAGCACCCGGUAAACGCGUUGGUCGUCGGUAUCGAUGGGGGGCGGAUGGGAAAUCUCUGGAGAAGCUGCCUGACCAUAUCGGCUUGUUGAUAGCGGAAGAGGAGCCACGGUACACAGAUAUCGCCAACCUUGUCGUGUGGUGCAUGGCAGUCGGCAUAUCUUAUGUCAGUGUGUACGAUAAUUACGGUGUCUUCAGGAGGAACAACUCCAGGCUGAUGGAUGAGAUCCUGAAGCAGCAGCAGGAGCUCCUAGGUCUAGAAGGCUCCAAGCAGCUCUCUGUGGAGUUCCUUAACAAUGGCACUGAUAAACAGGACCAUCAAGUGGUGUUGUGUCAGUCUCUGUUGAAGGUGCUGUCUCCAGACGAUGGGAAGCUGAGGAUCGUGCAGGCAGCACAGCAGCUGUGUAGAGCUGUGGAGCAGAGGGAGAAGACAUCCAAAGACAUCAACGUCACUGUGUUGGACUCCUUACUCAGAGAAUCGAAGAGUACACCAGAUCCAGACCUGGUUCUGAAGUUCGGCCCAGUAGAAAGCACCCUGGGGUUCCUGCCCUGGCACAUCAGACUGACAGAGUUCAUCUCCUUACCCUCCCAUGUGGACGUCUCCUAUGAGGACUUAUUCAGCGCCUUGCAGCGCUACGCCUCCUGUGAGCAGCGGCUGGGGAAGUGAGUGAUUGGCCCCGCCCCCUCCAGAGGAAGGGGAACGACAAGGGUGUGGGGUGGGGGUCCGCCCUAGCCACUCUUCCUCCCGGGUCUCUAUGUUUACAGUACAGGCACUAGAGAACAAGCAGACAGCGUACCGCCACAUCACAUCGAAUCUCACCUCCACCCCCACCCACUCGGACUCACUGCUCCUCCGCAACGUGAAAGGCUCGCCAGGCUGCCUCUGUGAGGCAUGCUGGAUAGUAUGGGCCCUGCCAAGGUAGCGGCACGCACUGAACAUCUGCAGGCUUGGAGGAGAUCCGCCAAUACCCCCGUGUCAGCCGGAUUAACAAGGAACCAACAUCACCUGAAGGACAUUGUUAGCAGUAUGGUGUAAAUCUAGUGUUGCUUUGCUUCUCUUUCUCUCUCGCUCUCUCUGUUUGCUGUAGAUCCUGCUGUGCCCCUGAGGUAUGAAUGAGGAUGAUGGAUAAAGCUUUCUGCUGCUCUGGAAGGGAGUGGUGUAUUGGUGUGUUGGGAGGGAUGUGUGAGGCAGAAUGUUUAAUGCUGAACAACAACAUUGCGCUUCAGGUCUCUCUAUCUCAAUGAAGGACUGCAUGGAGGACCUCCUUGUUUUUAUUUCUGGAAAUAUAAUAAUAUGCCAUUUAGCAGACGCUUUUAUCCAAAGCGACUUACAGUCAUGUGUGCAUACAUUUUUACGUA